Molecule: messenger RNA, 1692 nt
Organism: Neoarius graeffei (lesser salmon catfish)
Lineage: Eukaryota; Metazoa; Chordata; Actinopteri; Siluriformes; Ariidae
Gene: traf3ip2l
Product: TRAF3 interacting protein 2-like
Exons: 10
Coding region: 221-1519 (432 amino acids)
Biological process (GO): humoral immune response; positive regulation of canonical NF-kappaB signal transduction
Source: RefSeq, a predicted model, not a curated record
UGUGCGGGGGGAGGGAGAGAGAGAGAGAGAGAGAGAGAACGUGACAUGGUCCGACUUGGAGCUUCAGGUUUACAGGAUUUAAGCUUCAUCUUCUUUCUAACUCACUUUGGACACCAGACUUUCCAUCGUUGAUGUUCUCAGCUGUGAGUGUUGUUGAGCUCAGAGGUUCAUGGAGUCCCUGAGGCCCUGAGAUGGCGUCAGUCUUUUAAUCACUGGUACAAUGAUGUUGCACAACCUGCUCUUCUCAAGCACGGCCAUAAAUCAGAGCUCUCAUUUUCAGCCACUGAACUUCCCAGAGGAGAACGACGAAACCAUGAGUAAAAGUGAUGAACAUUCUCUGCCCGGUUCCGAUUCUGUCUCUGAGGUCAGUGCUGUUGACCUGCAGCCUCCGCCUGCUCCGACUCGCUCUCCUCCCAGCAGGUCCGCUCUGUUCCAUGACUUGUGCAGCAGCGUGAGCAGCAGUGUGCAGUCGGGCUACAGAGCGUACCAACCUCGCCUGGGUCUGCCAGCGGGCUACAGCGCUCAGACGCCCUUCCCCAGCCAGGCGCAGAGCUCCUUCAGCACACUGCAGCCUCACAAAGACCCAUGGCUUCACUCCAACUCCUUUUCAGGCGGGUUCUCCAGCAACGGACGUCCGUCAUGCCUCGUGUCUGGAGAUUACUGUUCUUAUCAGAGCAAGGCCUCCUGCUCGCACUCGCUGCCAGAUGGCCACAGCUCUGACCCUGGCAGCUUGGAGCAGCCUCGCUCCCUGCACUCCAUCCCCAUGGAAUUAGAGCAGUACAGCUACUACCUGCCCCCCUGCUCCUCACACGGAGCGCCGUGCUGUGGGCCGGGCCCAGGACACGCCUUCUGGAUGAAUCCGAGACCACACGCCGGCAUGCGCUACCACACGCCAUAUUUGUUUUCUUACUCCAGUGACAGUAAGCCGUCAGACCCCGAGCUCAUUCCCAGGCAUGAAUCAUUUCACCCUCAGGCAAAGAGCGUCCCCAGCACCGCACCCCUGUCAUUAGAGCAGAGGAAAGUGUUUGUGACUUACGAAGCCGACAACGAAAAACACAUUAAAGAGGUCAUCAAUUUUGUCGCACUGCUGAGGCACAAUGGUUUCUACACCCACAUUGAUAUGUUUGAACAGCAGUUCAGGAGCAUCAGUAAGAUUGACUUUAUGGAAAGGUACAUUACAGAGAAAGACUAUCUGAUCAUCAUCAUCAUCAGCCCAAAGUACUUCGAAAUUGUAACGAAUGCUUCAUUAUUCGUAGAGAAUGAUGAAACACUCAACACUGUCUACAUCCACAAACAGUUACAGAAUGAGUUCAUUCAGAACGGGUGCAGGAAUUUCCGAUUCAUCCCGGUGUUGUUUCCCGGUGCCAAGAGGUGCCAUGUCCCUGCGUGGCUCCAGAACACACACAUCUUCAGCUGGCCCAGAGACAGAGACGACAUCUUGCGCCGGCUCAUGCGAGUGGAGAAGUACAACCCUCCGCCCAUCGGGGAGCUGCCCACCAUCGUCUCCAUCCCCAUAUAGUGAAUGAAGCGUGGGACGGUGUUGAUGGUGUUACAGAGUGUGUUACACUGCAUUCUGAGCCAAGAAAUGGAUUUUGGACCCAUUUGAACCAGGAAUGGUAACCUUCUAGGUAUUAGGAAGAUAUAUACAUACAGUUGUGGUCAGAAGUUUACAUACAGCGACAUAAAUGUCAU